Dissoconium aciculare CBS 342.82 is the source of this 993-nucleotide messenger RNA. RefSeq names its product putative dolichyl-diphosphooligosaccharide-protein glycotransferase. The record is from RefSeq and is a predicted model, not a curated record. Gene Ontology annotation, cellular component: oligosaccharyltransferase complex. The transcript is spliced from 4 exons. The coding region runs from base 1 to 993 and encodes 330 amino acids. Lineage: Eukaryota; Fungi; Ascomycota; Dothideomycetes; Mycosphaerellales; Dissoconiaceae.
AUGCGGUUGCUCAACAUUCUGACCGCAGCUCUGCUGCCGCUCACAGCGCUCGCCGCGAAAAAAACACCUGCCGAGCGAUUCGACGCCGCCUGGGCGAAGCAGGUCGCUGCCGCCGGCCCUGCAAAAUUGACCGACAUCAGCUACGAGUCCCUCACCAAAGCGCCUCGUGACCACUCCGUCGCAGUACUUCUCACUGCUUUGGACGCUCGAUUCAGCUGUCAAUUGUGCAAGGAUUUCCAAUCAGAAUGGAAUCUCCUCGCGAAAUCUUGGAUUAAGGGCGACAAGGCGGCCGAGUCGAAGUUAUUAUUCGGAACAUUGGACUUCUUGGACGGCAAGUCUGUCUUCCAGGCGCUUCAAUUACAAAGCGCGCCAGUCAUUCUGCUGUUCAAGCCUACCAUCGGACCACAUGCGGACAACAACAACAACCCGGAGCGAUUCGACUUUGGAGGAGGUCAAAUUAACAAAGCAGAGCCAGUGCGCGAAUGGAUCGCUCACCAUCUUCCGAACCGACCACACCCUGCAGUCGUCCGUCCUGUCGACUACGUGAAGCUUGCGAUCAUCGGCACAGCAGUACUCGGCGUGGUGACCUUUGGCGCCACCGCAGGACAUCUCGUCCUCCCGAUCAUCCAGAACCGCAACCUCUGGGCUGCCAUCAGCCUUAUCUCUGUGCUGCUGUUCACCAGCGGCUACAUGUUCAACCAAAUCCGUAAGGUACCGUACGUAGCUGGAGAUGGAAAAGGCGGCAUCAGCUAUUUCGCUGGUGGCUUCUCCAACCAGUUCGGAGCAGAGACGCAGAUCGUUGCGGCAAUGUACGGCGUUCUCGCCUUCGCGACUAUCAGCCUGGCCAUAAAGGUACCGCGCAUGACCGAUCCUCGCGCUCAGCAAAUCGCAGUCAUCGCUUGGGCGGCAAUUAUCCUCGGCAUGUAUUCGUUCCUCAUCAGCAUUUUCCGGAUAAAGAAUGCUGGCUACCCGUUCUGGCUGCCGCCCUUUUGA